This is a messenger RNA of Guillardia theta CCMP2712, 1527 nucleotides long. RefSeq lists its product as hypothetical. The coding region runs from base 1 to 1527 and encodes 508 amino acids. Lineage: Eukaryota; Cryptophyceae; Pyrenomonadales; Geminigeraceae. The transcript has 5 exons. The record is from RefSeq and is a predicted model, not a curated record.
AUGCAAGGAAACGAUUCAAUCCCCUCGGAUGGUGAUGAUCACAGAACCGCUCGGAGUUGUAGUGGUCCAGCAAAGUUCGUCAGCAUCAUCCUCAUCUCUUUCGUAGUGUUCUCGGCACUGGAUAGCAUCAUUCAUGGCUCGGUCAACGCUUCCUUCGGGCUAGACAUGUUGGCCAAGUUCUUUGUUGCCAUUCUACCUCUUAUGUUGGUCAUAAUUGUCUGCGCGUUGAUUUGGUUCGCAAUCCGCUUGCUCAUGGCCAAGUACAGCGCCAAUCAAGUCACAUUAGGGCCAAGUUAUGCCGCGCUGUCAGCGAUGGAGGCACCGGAGCCGUAUGCGCGGAUGGACGAAGAGAAGAAGGCCCUCCAAGGGAUGAACCAGCAUCCUAUCAACUCAGCCCGCAGCAACAACUCAGAGCAGCUCUCCGACGUUGAAGCUAGAGCAAAGGCCAAAGCUGAAGAGGAGAAAAGGAAAGCAGAUGAGCUCCGAUUGUUGAACCUGGAGGCGGCAGCCCGGAAGAAGGCCGAGGAGGAGGCAGCGGCUGCAGCGGCGGCGGCGGCGAAGGCGAAGGCCGAGGAGGAGGCGGCGGCGGCGGCGGCGGCGAAGAAGAAGGCCGAGGAGGAGGCAGCGGCGGCAGCGGCGGCGAAGAAGGCCGAGGAGGAGGCAGCGGCUGCAGCGGCGGCGAAGAAGAAGGCUGAGGAGGAGGCGGCGGCGGCGGCGGCGGCGAAGGCGAAGGCGAAGCCCGAGGAGGAGGCAGCGGCUGCAGCGGCGGCGAAGAAGGCCGAGGAGGAGGCAGCGGCGGCGGCGAAGAAGAAGGCCGAGGAGGAGGCAGCGGCUGCAGCGGCGGCGGCGGCGAAGAAGGCCGAGGAGGAGGCAGCGGCGGCAGCGGCGGCGAAGAAGAAGGCCGAGGAGGAGGCAGCGGCUGCAGCGGCGGCGAAGAAGGCCGAGGAGGAGGCAGCAGCGGCGGCGAAGAAGAAGGCCGAGGAGGAGGCAGCGGCGGCGGCGGCGGCGAAGAAGGCCGAGGAGGAGGCAGCGGCGGCGGCGGCGGCGGCGGCGGCGGCGAAGAAGGCCGAGGAGGAGGCGGCGGCGGCGGCGAAGAAGAAGGCCGAGGAGGAGGCGGCGGCGGCGGCGGCGAAGAAGAAGGCCGAGGAGGAGGCAGCGGCGGUGGCGGCGAAGAAGGCCGAGGAGGAGGCAGCGGCGGCGGCGGCGGCGAAGAAGGCUGAGGAGGAGGCAGCAGCUGCAGCGGCAGCGAAGAAGAAGGCCGAGGAGGAGGCAGCGGCGGCAGCGGCGAAGAAGAAGGCCGAGGAGGAGGCAGCGGCGGCGGCGAAGAAGAAGGCCGAGGAGGAGGUGGGUAGCCGAGUAUCAGCCCUGUGGAAGGAGGAGAACGAGUACUUCCUCGGACUAGUGUCCGCUGACAACGGCGACGGGACAUACUCGAUCAACUUCGAUGAUGGCGAUGUCGACGAGCGACUGGAGGCCGAGCACAUUCGUGCGCCGACACAGGGAGAGUUGAGCAGCAGCAACAACUGA